UCUAAGGGUCAUCAUCAUAUUAUGUUCAGUUCUUCAUAAGCUCUGAGGAGAUACUUUGCAUGUUAUCCUUUCAUUAGUCUUAAAGCACUGAGAUGAUUGUCCACAAGGUCCCUUUUGCAAAUGGAAAAUAGGGGUUUCAUUUUCCUCCAUUUGGAUGCAUGGAUGAAAAAAUUUGCCAGCAUUAUCAGAUUGUUCAAUAUCAAGUCACUCUUAAUGUCCUUCAUGUUAAUACCAAACACAAUAUUUUCUCUUGUGAGAGGAGCCAACACAGUCAGCUGGAGCAGCAGCUGAGGAGCAUCUCUGUGAGGGGGCGCGGCCUCCUCCUCCUCUCUGGCUCCCCUGCUGCUGCUGCUGCUGGUUUUAGUGUCAGACUGUCACUGGAGGACGGAGCUUCUCUCCAUCCAUCCAUCCACAGCGGAGGGAGAUGGCUGACCCCGCAUCAGAGACCUCUAUCAAGGUGGUGUGCCGUUUCAGGCCCCUCAACAGCUCGGAGUUGGCCCGGGGAGACAAGUACAUCCCCAAGUUUCAAGGGGAUGACUGUGUGACGAUGGGGGGUAAACCGUACUACUUUGACCGUGUGUUCCAGUCCGAUACAACUCAGGAGCAGUUCUACAACGCUUGGGCUCAGAAGAUUGUCAAAGAUGUUCUUGAGGGCUACAAUGGGACAAUAUUUGCCUAUGGGCAGACAUCCUCUGGUAAAACACACACAAUGGAGGGGAAACUCCACAACCCAGACAUGAUGGGAAUCAUUCCCAGAAUAGUUCAGGACAUCUUCAACUACAUUUAUUCCAUGGAUGAGAACCUGGAGUUUCACAUCAAAGUUUCAUAUUUUGAAAUCUAUUUGGACAAAAUCAAGGACUUGUUGGAUGUGUCAAAGGUCAACCUUUCUGUGCACGAGGAUAAAAACAGGGUGCCCUAUGUUAAGGGGUGUACCGAGCGUUUCGUGAGCUGUCCCGACGAGGUCAUGGACGCCAUAGACGAAGGCAAAAACAGCAGACAUGUGGCUGUCACAAACAUGAAUGAGCACAGCUCCAGGAGUCACAGCAUCUUCCUCAUCAACAUCAAGCAGGAAAACAGUCAGACUGAACAGAAAUUCACCGGCAAGCUCUACCUCGUCGAUCUGGCCGGGAGUGAAAAAAUUGGUAAAACAGGAGCAGAGGGCACAGUGCUGGAUGAAGCCAAGAUGAUCAACAAAUCCCUGUCUUCACUGGGAAAUGUCAUCUCAGCUCUGGCGGAGGGCUCGGCCUAUGUACCGUACAGAGACAGUAAGAUGACCAGGAUCCUGCAGGACUCCCUGGGAGGGAACUGUCGGACCACCAUGGUCAUCUGCUGCUCACCCUCCGCUUACAAUGAUGCUGAGACCAGAUCCACACUGCUGUUUGGACAGAGGGCAAAGACCAUCAAGAACUCAGUGAGUCUGAAUGUGGAGCUCACUGCAGAGCAGUGGAAGAAGAAGUUUGAGAAAGAGAAGGAGAAGAACAAGACGCUGAAAACCACCGUCACCUGGCUGGAGACCGAGCUCAACCGCUGGAGGGGCGGAGAGAGCGUGCCAGUGGAGGAUCAGUUUGAUAAAGAGAAGGCCAAAGCGGAGGUCCAGGCCCUGGACGCGGCGCCCAACAACGAUAAGAAGGCAUCAACACCUGCCCUCAGCACCCUCCCUGGGGUCCAACUCACAGGGGCAGAAAAAGAGAAGUACGGGGCAGACAUGGCCAAGCUUUACAAAGAGAUGGAUGACAAGGACGAGGAGAUCAACCAGUUGUCUCAGUUGAUGGAGACGCUGAAGCAACAGAUGUUGGACCAGGAGGAGCUCUUAGCCUCCUCCAGCAAUGACCACGAAACCCUGCAGACAGAACUAAACCGGAUUCUGUCGGAGAAUGAAGCCUCUAAGGAGGAGGUGAAGGAGGUGCUGCAGGCCCUGGAGGAGCUGGCUCUCAACUACGACCAGAAGAGUCAAGAGGUCGAGGACAAAGCACUAGAGUUCGAGGCUCUCAGCGACGAGCUGAACGAGAAAUCGAGCUCCUUGGCCUCCAUUGACAUUGAACUCCAGAAGCUGAAGGAGAUGACCAACCACCAGAAGAAGAGGGUCACUGAGAUGAUGUCAUCAUUACUCAAAGACCUGGCUGAGAUAGGCAUCGCCGUGGGAAGCAACGACAUUAAGCAACAAGAGAGCAGCGGCCUCAUCGAUGAAGAGUUCACUAUGGCCCGUCUCUACAUCAGUAAGAUGAAGUCAGAGGUGAAGACGAUGGUGAAGCGCAGCAAACUGCUGGAGAGCACCAAGGCCGAGAGCACCCAGAAGAUGGACGAGACGGAGAUGGAGCUGAUCGCCUGCCAGCUCCGUGUCUCCCAGCAUGAAGCUAAAAUCAAGUCCCUGACAGACAGCCUCCAGAAUGUGGAGCAGAAGAAAAGACAGCUGGAGGAGAACGUGGACUCUCUCAAUGAGGAAAUAGUCCGGGUCAAUGCCCAAGUUCUACUUCCAGAGAAAGUCAAAACCAUGGAGAAGCAGAAUGAGAUCCAGUCUGCCAAUGAAGUCAAGGAGACUGUGGAGAAGCAGAUCCAGGCUCACAGAGAGACCCAUCAGAAACAGAUCAGCAGCCUGAGAGACGAGCUGGACGACAAGGAGAAACUCAUGACGGAGCUACAGGAUCUGAACCAGAAGAUCGUGCUGGAGCAGGAGAGGCUGAGGGUGGAGCACGAGAAGCUCAAGGCUGCCGACCAGGAGAAGAGCCGCCAGCUGCAGGAGCUCACGGUGAUGCAGGACAGGCGGGAUCAGGCCAAACAGGACAUGAAGGGACUGGAGGAGACUGUGGCCCGAGAGCUGCAGACACUUCACAAUCUCAGGAGGCUUUUUGUCCAAGACUUGGCCACUCGAGUCAAAAAGAACGCUAAGAACUCGGAUGGCACAGAAGGCAGCGCUGCCCAGAAACAGAAGAUCAGCUUCCUGGAGGACAACCUUGAGCAGCUCUCAAAAGCUCACAAGCAGCUGCUACGGGACAACGCCGACCUUCGCGGCGAGCUGCCUAAACUGGAGAAGCGCCUGCGGGCCACCGCCGAGCGGGUCAAAGCCCUGGAGGGGGCUCUGAGGGAGGCCAAAGAGAACGCAGCCAUCGACCGGAAGCGCUACCAGCAGGAGAUGGAGCGCAUCAAGGACACUGCCAAGCCCAAAAACAUGGGCAGAAGAGCCUCGAUUGCCAAGCCCAUCAGAGCAGGCCAGCUGAACAACCUCAUCAAGGCAGCAGGCAUCAACAGGCUGAUGCAUCAAGGUGGAGAGAUGUCAGAGUGAUGGAUCGCCGCAGCACUGCGCCCCGAGCAGAUAGCUCCAGCUCCUUGACAGUACCCAGGAGGUGAACUGACGCCCUUUCCAGCUACCGGUCCACACUCCGUACCCGGUCUGUGCGGGACUUGAGCCGACUACCCUUCGGUUCCCAAGCCAAGACCCUACGGACUGAGCUACUGCCACGCAAGACAUCCAAAAAGAUAUCAUGUAAAUUCCUUUCCAUUCUUUUUCUUUCCUGGUUUCCCCUACACCUGUGGAGCACAGUCACCCCAACAACUAGCCAAAGCUCCAGACCCAGAGAAGUUUUCACUCCAAAAUAUUGAACUUUUACCUAGAACCACUGCACCAUUCUUCAAUCAUCAAAGUCUGUAUAUAUACUGUAUAUAAGUAUGGCAUGUACUGUGCAGUCAUUCAUGAAACCAAACCACAUUAGUGCCUUGAAAAUCAACAUAUAAUGCAACAAGUUGACAGCAACUUACUAAGAUAUUAGCCUAAACUAUCAGACGUUGACGGAUCCCUGAACAUCAGAAGACACUUCUGUCAUGGCGUACAGUAAAGAGAAAGGUCCUGUUUCUCAGGGAUUCCUUUGGUUUUAGCUAAAUAGAUUUUUUUAACCGUACGUGUUUAAAAACACCAGAACCUGUGCAGAUGAUUGUAAUAAUCUGUCUUAACCAACCAAAAGUGUAUUUAACCACAUAUCAGUGGUUCAAAAUGAGGCUGAAUGAUGAUGAAUUUUUUGCAAGGUGAGUAAGAACUGAGAAUUAUCUGAACAUCUAUCUUCCGUACACCUAUAAAAUAAGUGUAUGCAUACUCUGCCUUAUUUUUUGUCUGACUGGAUCACUGUUGUUAUUAACGUUGAGUGCUUGAAACUAUCUCAGAAAGCCAUUAGCUCCUCAGAAGGUUUGGCUCGGCGACAGCGCUCUUGUCUUUGGGCUCAGGACAGGAAGAGUGCUGGGAGUGGGUAGAUAGAUAUAGAUGUAAUGUAUGCCUGAUAGCUGCAGGCAAGAGCUCACUUAUGUUGACCUUGUUUGUUAAAACAUGAAUUAUGUUUUGUUUUUAAUGUAGCUAAUGUAUCCAAGCUGAAUUUCCAGGAUGAAAGUGGAUGAUUGAUACUUACCCUGUAACACUCUGGAGCCUUAAUAGCACUCCUGACAAGUCAUCCGUUUAUUAUUGUACAGAAUAUAAAAUUAAAGCUUCUAAAGAAAAAA
Messenger RNA from Sebastes umbrosus (honeycomb rockfish), 4482 nucleotides. RefSeq names its product kinesin-1 heavy chain-like. NCBI's taxonomy places the organism in Eukaryota, Metazoa, Chordata, Actinopteri, Perciformes, Sebastidae. The record is from RefSeq and is a predicted model, not a curated record. The transcript has 26 exons. Gene Ontology annotation, biological process: microtubule-based movement. Bases 425 to 3280 code for a protein of 951 amino acids. Gene Ontology annotation, molecular function: microtubule binding; ATP binding; microtubule motor activity.